ACUCUAUUUUUACGGCGGAACAGUGUUGUAAAUUUUAAACGAACAUUUACCUAAGCCAUGGCAAACGACUAUGUACGGAAGUUUAUACAGAUGUGUAAUUAUCUCCAAGAUCCCCGCCAUGUUGCGAGGUUUCAAAAUGUUUGCGGCGUUAAAGGGGCAUUUCCGUGUAAAGGGACAACGCCGGACAGUGCAGAUUCGGAACCGGACUGUCCCGGACUGAAGAAGAGGGUACAACAGGGGGGACCAGGCGCGGACGGUUGUGUUGGGAAUGGAUCAGUCGGGGAUGCGAGCGUUCCGCUUUUUAACAGGAUGCAGGGUGACGUUUCCGCCAGGCCGGAUGGUCCAUCAGCAGCAGCAGCUAAUGUCGACCCAGACACCGUCAGAGCGAAACCCCUCCGGAAAAACUCCCUGACCGGAGAUGUGGGUCAAGAGUUCCUGAUCCACAACAAGUUUCUGUUCUACCUGUUCACGUUUGGGACCGAGCUUGGCAACGAGAUGUUCUUCAUCAUCUUCUUCCCCUUCCUCUUCUGGAACGUCGACGCCCUGGUCAGCCGGAGACUCAUAAUAGUCUGGGCCUGGAACCUGUUCGUGGGACAGUCCACCAAAGAUAUGGUCCGCUGGUCCCGGCCGGCCUCCCCUCCUGUGGUGAAGGUGGAGGUGUUCUACAACUCCGAGUACAGCAUGCCUUCCACGCACGCGAUGACUGGGACAGCCAUACCCUUCUGUCUCUUCAUGCUGACAUACGGACGAUGGCAGUACCCCUUUCUCUUUGGCUUUUGUGUGGCCCUUAGCUGGAGCGUCCUGGUCUGUGUAAGCCGACUCUACAUGGGGAUGCAUUCUAUUCUGGAGGUAAUCACUGGCUUCCUGUACAGCCUUCUUAUUCUAGCUUUUUUCCAGCCAAUUUUGGACAAGAUCGACAGCUUCUACAUGAUGGACCACUUUGCUCCCCUCGUGAUCAUCGUGUCACAUGUGAGCCUGGGACUUGUGGCUUUCUCUCUGGAUUCCUGGAGCACCUCUCGAGGCGACACAGCUCAGGCUCUUGGCACCGGGGUAGGAGCUGCUAUUGCCACCCAUGUGAACUAUCAGUUUGGGCUGCUGCUGGAUCCACCACUUUCCUCACUUCCUCUAACUUUACCACCAAUCAGCACUAGCUUGGUGGUUGUCUCCCUGCUGCGCUUCCUCAUCGGAGUCGCUGUCAUCCUUGUCACCCGAAUGAUUAUGAAAGCCGUGACAAUUCCAGUUUUAUGUCGAUUGUUUGGGCUGCCUUCAGAUGAUGUAAGAGGGGCGAGGCAGCACAUGAAAGUAGAGCUGCCCUAUCGUUACAUUGUCUACAGUGUUGUUGGUUUUAGUUGUGUCUGUGUGGGGCCGCUCCUCUUUAAGAUCCUAAACCUCGCCUGAGUGUUGUGUGCUAACUGUCCUUUACAGCUGACAUGUUCAUUUGGUAAAGGCCAAGAGCACUUAGAAACAUGCUGCUUGUUUAGACACAAAUAAAGGUUGUGUUUCUGCAUAACAGAAACUAAUUUAAUAGAUAAAUGUGGUGAUAUUCUAUAUUUAUUGUGCUGUCAAUAUUCCUCUCUAUGGUAAUAGAGCUUUUAAACAUAAAAACACCAAAUAAAGUAUUUACCUCUGUUUGACUGACUGUAAACGGCCCAGCUGUUUUAGGUACAUUUUUUGCUUUAAAAAAAAAUAAAACCAGGUAAAGAUUUGUGACCCAUUUUAAAGACCUUUUUUUUUUUUUUAAAGAUUUGAGGAAGUUGAAAAGUACUGUGAGACUUAAUUAUUGUUGCUUUUGGCCUUUUGAUGUAGGAUUGGUUGACACUAACAACAAUAUAGAACAUCACCAACCUUAUCCUUCAAGAUCCAGAGGUGGCUGUGAAGUGUUGUGUGCAGCUUUGCAAAUACUACAUCUAGCAGAUGUACUGUUAUGAUGCUUGCGUUCAAUAAUGAGGAACAUUGUACAUUUCCAUGUCAAACAACAUGUUAUUGGAGAAUUUCAUGCUUUAAGAAAAAAACCAAACCAUAAAUCAGUAAUGUGUGAA
This is a messenger RNA of Etheostoma cragini (Arkansas darter), 2039 nucleotides long. RefSeq names its product sphingosine-1-phosphate phosphatase 1-like. NCBI's taxonomy places the organism in Eukaryota, Metazoa, Chordata, Actinopteri, Perciformes, Percidae. The coding region runs from base 58 to 1398 and encodes 446 amino acids. The transcript is spliced from 3 exons. Gene Ontology annotation, biological process: sphingosine metabolic process; phospholipid dephosphorylation. Gene Ontology annotation, molecular function: sphingosine-1-phosphate phosphatase activity. Gene Ontology annotation, cellular component: endoplasmic reticulum membrane. The record is from RefSeq and is a predicted model, not a curated record.